This is a messenger RNA of Cladocopium goreaui, 600 nucleotides long. NCBI's taxonomy places the organism in Eukaryota, Dinophyceae, Suessiales, Symbiodiniaceae. The record is from the annotation of a GenBank genome assembly.
AUGGGGGCACCCUGCUCCGUGGUUCUGAUUCGCCCCGGCUGCCGUGUGGACCCAAAGCUGGCCACGGUCUUUAUGGUGGCAGUGGAUGGGAGCCUCCAUUCCCAAUAUGCCCUGCAGAUGUGCACGGAAUGGGCGCGACCUGACAAGGAUGAAAUCGUAUGCCGCGUCUUUGGACCUAGCGACUUCACGGAGCCAGUGGAGAGGAUGUGUACAGAUCAGCUCCAGGCCGUGAUGAGGACGAAGAAAGUGGAAUAUGCCGUGAUCCCCACCGAACUGGAUGAGACUGCCGAUGUGCAUGGGGACGAUUUGAGCGACGCAGCGAAGCAGUGCCGUUUUCGUCAGCAAGCUUUCCUUGUCUUCGGUGCCCGUGGUCGUCGCUACGAAACCUCAGGUUCCAUCCCCACCUCGCCCACGCUUUCCCCGGCCGCCUCCGACGCCUCCCCGUCCGGCUACGGCGACGGCGGCGACAGCGCCACGACGCUGGGCCACGUGGCGCGGUGGUGUAUUAAGGAGGCACAGUGCAGCCUGAUCAUCGCCAGACCCAAGAUGUACCAAUCUCCUACAGGCCUGGUGAUUCUGCGGGCUGCAUCCCUGCCAUGA